AUGCAAGGGGGUAUACGCAGGAAGCAGGAUUUACUGCCCCGGUACAAGUCUGGUGGUGCGGGCCGCAGGCCUGGUGGGUUUCUGACUACGCCGCUAAAGAAGCUGCUUGUGUAUUUGUUGUUACUGGUUGUCGUGUACACGGUGGUUCGAACUCUUGGUUUGAGUACCGCCGAGCCGGUGUAUGAGUUGGAGGGUUCGCCUGCGUCUCCGGCGGCAGCGGUGGCAGCCGCUGCGCCGCCGCAAGGUCCUGCGGUGGGUGCGGCUGCGGCGGGCGGUGGAGGAGGGCCAGCAGCAGCUGCCGCUGCCGGCGGUAAAAUACCCAAGGAGCGGUUUAAUAACGAGGUGGCGAAACAAGAAGAGGUGGAGAACUUGAACAAAAACACAGACGAGCAGGAGAAGGCAGUGAGUUCUAGCAACAAGAAGGGCAGCGGCAGCGGCAGCGUCGCGGGCGCUGCCGGCGGGGGUGCUGUAGCUGCACCGGCGGUAGCUGCGGCGCCCGCGGCCGCAGUGAUAGCGGCAGAGCCGGCGUCGCCGGCUCUGCCGUCGACUGAUAUGGACGUCGUAAGGAGUGUGGCCGGGGCCAGCGGCAACGACGUGAAGGCAGAAAAACACGAUGAUCCCGGCAUUGAUGAGCAAGCACGUCGAAUCAACGACAAGGCACCCUUCAAGAAGGUGCCGACUGUAUGA
This is a messenger RNA of Eremothecium cymbalariae DBVPG#7215, 687 nucleotides long. RefSeq lists its product as uncharacterized. The transcript has a single exon. Lineage: Eukaryota; Fungi; Ascomycota; Saccharomycetes; Saccharomycetales; Saccharomycetaceae. The record is from RefSeq and is a predicted model, not a curated record. The coding region runs from base 1 to 687 and encodes 228 amino acids.